CGUCCCACACAACUUCGGGCCAAGAGUGAAGAAUAACUUCCGAUCACGUGAUGACCUACCAUUUUAGGAUCGACAACUGCCAAGUUUCUCGGAGAUGUCAUUUGUCCGCUUUGGAACUUCUUACUUUUCUCAUUGGAAAUUUUGAAAAGUCGUCGCAUCAUAGACUUCGGGGCUGAAUGUCGGUAUGCUCAUGUUUGAAAGUGCUGUCGUGUCGGGAUAGGAUGUUGCGCGGAGGUUUUGGUGUCCUUGUCCGGAGGGAGGAGACUUGGCGAUGGACAUGUAUAUGAAGAAGAAUGUCUUAAGACGAGCUGGAAGCUAAGAACACAGCUACCAUGAGCACCUACCAAUUACCCCACGGAGGAGGCUUCACCAACCCCAACUUCCCUAACCCGCAUGGAUCAGGCGAUGCCCGAAUAAUCAUCUACGGCUACACCCCCAGCCUAACCCUCUGCAUCCUAGCCAUCAUCCUCUUCACCCUCGCGUUCCUAACCCACCUCCUCCAAACCCUGCGCUACCGCCUCUGGUCCUUCAUCCCCCUAACCACCGCUUGCCUCCUCGAAACAAUCGGCUACAUCUUCCGCGUCCUAUCCUCGCAACUCGACCCCUACCGCAUCACCUUCUUCGUCGUGCAGUAUUUCCUGAUCGUCACUGCCCCGGUGCUCAUCUCGGCUAGCAUCUAUGUUUGUCUCACCAGGAUCAUCUCUUGGGCUGAUCACCACGGCUUGAGAGUCGGGAAUGGGAAAUAUUGGGUUUUGAGGAGAAAGGUUAUUUUGUGGUGGUUUAUCAGUGUCGAUGUUGUGACGACCAUUGUACAAGUCACGGGAGCAGGGUUGAUUGGCGGGAAGACGAGUAAGCAGGAGGAUCCUACGACGGCGAACAACAUUUUGCUUGCCGGUUUAGCUAUCCAGUCUUUUGCGUUUUUAAUCUUCCUUCUUCUGUUGGUUGUUAUUAUUGUCACGAUUUUGAAAGAUGGAGAGAUGAGAGAGACGAUCAAUAGGAAGAGGAGUCCAUUCUUGGGGGUGCUGUUGGUGGCGAGUGUCUUGGUGUUUUUGAGGACGGUUUUUAGGUUGGUGGAGACGGCUGAGGGGAUCUUUGGGUAUUUGAGUACGCAUGAGGCUUUCUUUGGGGCGUUGGAGUUUGCUCCUGUUAUAGUGGCAGUGUGGUUGUUGGCUGCUUGGCAUCCGGGGAGGUGGCCUACGAGGGAUGUGAGGAGGGGAGUGAAGGCUUGAGGAUGCUGUGAGAGAUUGAGAGGAAUAUGGACACUGGUUUUGAGG
Molecule: messenger RNA, 1274 nt
Organism: Mollisia scopiformis
Lineage: Eukaryota; Fungi; Ascomycota; Leotiomycetes; Helotiales; Mollisiaceae
Product: RTA1-domain-containing protein
Exons: 3
Coding region: 333-1229 (298 amino acids)
Cellular component (GO): membrane
Source: RefSeq, a predicted model, not a curated record